AUGGAUGCAUAUAUGAUGGUGACUAAGAAGAAGGACAUAGAAGAGCCUACAAGUGAAGAGAUUGCUGCUAAAUCAGAUUCAGUCGCAGCUCCUGUUACCAUUGAAAAGCAUGUGUCUUCUGCAGUGACUUCGGUUGCUGAGCCAGUGGUGGUCAAGGCAUGUGAGCCAAUAACGGAGAAGCAACAACGUGAGCUCUUCAAAUGGACGUUGGAGGAGAAACGGAAAGUAAAACAGAAAAACGCAGAAGAGAAGAAGAGGAUUGAUGAAGAAAAAGCGAUUCUGAAACAGUUCAUAGGAUCCAACACCAUUCCUACUCUCUGA
Molecule: messenger RNA, 321 nt
Organism: Raphanus sativus (radish)
Lineage: Eukaryota; Viridiplantae; Streptophyta; Magnoliopsida; Brassicales; Brassicaceae
Exons: 2
Coding region: 1-321 (106 amino acids)
Source: RefSeq, a predicted model, not a curated record